CUCCGAGCCUCGGAUCCCCACCCCUCGCGAGAAGGAGGGGGAAACCCCGGGCGCGGCGUGGCUGCAACCGGGGCGCGGAGAGUGCUCCCCUCCGGCACAGGGAGGACGGAGAGAUGCUGCGAGGGGCGUCAUUAGGGUAAUUGCGCUCAUUACCGCUGUUCCAGCCCGAAUCUCCCAUCUGUCUGCCCCUGGGGUUAUCGGCUGCAGGUCAAAAGGGUGCUCGCGGGCUGGGGUGGCCCAGGCUGGGCGAAUGAGCACGGUGAGGUGGGGGUCUCUAACGGAGCAUCUAUUUUAACCCGCCCCCCCCAACACACACACACCCUAGCAGAUCCUGGCCAUGAGACCCCCGCACCUCCACCUCUCCGCCGCCUCUGGCGCUCGGGCUCUGGCGAAGCUGCUGCCGCUGCUGAUGGCGCAACUCUGGGCCGCGGAGGCGGUGCUGCUUCCCCAAAACGACACGCGCUUGGACCCCGCAGCCUACGGCGCCCCGUGCGCGCGAGGCUCGCAGCCCUGGCAGGUCUCGCUCUUCAACGGCCUCUCGUUCCACUGCGCGGGUGUCCUGGUGGACCAGAGUUGGGUGCUGACGGCCGCGCACUGCGGGAACAAGCCACUGUGGGCUCGAGUCGGGGAUGACCACCUGCUGCUUCUUCAGGGCGAGCAGCUCCGCCGGACCACUCGCUCUGUUGUCCAUCCCAAGUACCACCAGGGCUCAGGCCCCAUCCUGCCAAGGCGAACAGAUGAGCACGACCUCAUGUUGCUGAAGCUGGCCAGGCCCGUAGUGCCGGGGCCCGGCGUCCGGGCCCUGCAGCUUCCCUACCACUGUGCCCAACCUGGAGACCAGUGCCAGGUCGCUGGCUGGGGCACCACGGCCGCCCGGAGAGGCAAGAGCUGGGGCCCUGAGGCUGGAAUCUCAGGAGGAGGGGGCUGGGGGCCUGAACCCCUGGAUCUGAGGAAGGAUGGGCUGGGGACUGGACUCCUGGGUCUGAGGGAGAGGGACUGGGGUCCUGGAUGCCUGGGUCUGUGGGUCUGAAGGAAGGAGGGGCUGGGGACCUGGACUCCUGGGUCUAAGUGGGGAGGGGCUGGGGCCAGGAUUCUUGAGUCUGAAGGAGGAGGAGCUGGGGCCUGGAAUAGAAACAGUCUUGUAUCUGGAUUCCUGGCUCCCCAAGGAUUGGGAGCUGGACCCAGUGAUUACUGGCAUAUUCUCCCUUUAGUGAAGUACAACAAGGGCCUGACGUGCUCCAGCGUCACUAUCCUGAGCCCUAAAGAGUGUGAGGUCUUCUACCCUGGCGUGGUCACCAACAAUAUGAUAUGUGCUGGACUGGACCGGGGCCAGGACCCCUGCCAGAGUGACUCAGGAGGCCCCCUGGUCUGUGAUGAGACCCUCCAAGGCAUCCUCUCAUGGGGUGUUUACCCCUGCGGCUCUGCCCAGCAUCCAGCUGUCUACACCCAGAUCUGCAAAUAUAUGUCCUGGAUCAAUAAAGUCAUACGCUCCAACUGAUCCAGAUGCCCAGAGGCUCCAUCGUCCAUCCUCUUCCUCCCCAGUCGGCUGAACUCUCCCCUUGUCUGCACUGCUCAAACCUCUGCCACCCUCCACACCUCUAAACAUCUCUCCUCUCGUCUCAUUCCCCCACCCAUCCCCAUUGUCUGACUGCACUGAAGCUGAAAUGCAGAGAUUCAUUAUUCCAGAGAAGCAAGGAAGCCAGUCAUCGCCCAGUCUCUGACAGCAGUUGUUGGGGUCACCCAACCUGACUUCCUCUGCCACUCCCUGCUGUGUGACUUUGGGCAAGCCAAGUGCCCUCUCUGAACCUCGAUUUCCUCAUCUGCAAAAUGGGAACAAUGAUGUGCCUACCUCUUAGCCAUGUUGUGAGGAGACUAUGAUAUAACAUGUGUAUGUAAAUCUUCAUGGUGAUUGUCAUGUAAGGCUUAACACAGUGGCUGGGGAGCUCUGACUAAAGGUUACCUGUUGUCAUGAUCUGACCACAUCCCAGUGAGAGCAUGUCCAGGGAAGAAGUGCACAGCGUAGCCCCCAAUCCCAACCCUGCGCCCCCAUCCCUUAGGGAUGAUGGAAGAAUCAUUUUCCCCACCCCAGUUCCAAGUCCCAGGAACCACCUUUUAACCACUUCCUUCUCAUCUCCCACUGUUUCCCACUUCUGGUUCCACCCAACACCAGUUCCUCCUGUCUUGGUAGGAACUAGGCUGGCCGUGAGUCAUAGAGCACCUUCUCUGCCUUCAGGGGGCCGUUGGAACUCAAGGGACCUCACCUUGCUUCCAUCCUAGCCUCUAAGACCAGAGGACCGAGGGGUAGUGAAGAUUGGGGAACUCUUGCCACCUCAACUGCCAAGUUUGUGCCAAGAAACUUCCCUCUGACAUUUAGGGGAAAAAUCUUUGGUUUGUCUGUUAUGAAUUGGCUGUGAGAUUUUCGUCCUGAAAACUUGGGAGGAGGAAUUUUUUGACUCUCCCUGAAAUUGGGGGAGGAGAGGGGAGUUAAUACACAGAGUCCAGGUGAAGCUAAUAGAAGUUUGAGUGUGUACCGGGUGCAGUGGCUCACGCCUGUAAUUCUAGCACUUUGGGAGGCCGAGGAAAGUGGAUAUCUGAGGUCAGGAGUUCAAGACCAGCCUGGCCAAAAUAGCAAACUCUCAUCUGUACAGAAAAUAUAAAAAUUAGGCUGGCAUAUAAUCCCAUCUACUUGAGAGGCUGAGGCAGGAGAAUCACUUGAACCCCGGGGGCGGAGGUUGCAAGGGGCCGAGAUUGCACCAUUGCACUUCAGCCUGGACGAAAGAGCAAAACUCCGUCUCAAAAAAAGAAGUUUGAGUGUCUCAGCUUAUCCUGAACUUUGAAGCAGUAACAUAAGCUAGCUGAAUAUAGGCACAGUAGAAAUUUCCCAUUAAGCACUGGUUUGUUUGUCCUUUCAGUCACCAAUUUAUGGAGCAUCUAGUAUGUGCCAGGCCCAGUGCUGGGUGCUGCGGACAUACACAGGGGUGAUCACAAGGUCCCUCCCGCUGCAAAACCCACAGGAGAUUGACAUACAAGGUCUGAGCACAGAGUCUGGUACAUAGCUCCCUUCCGUGGCCUCUUUCCCAUUCUGCCCCCAUUAGCACACCCAGGAAAUGUCAGUCAGUCAUAUCAGCUGGGUUUGUCAUCCAAGGAUCAGAAGCGAGGUCAGUGCAAAUUUGAAAACUCGACUCAUUUUUAAAGGCAACUCACCCAUCCCUUUAGUCACUCCACGAUGUUUAUCGAGCCACGUCUUAUGCCAGGCCUCAAAGAUGAAUCAGAUCAGGCACUACCCUCAAGGAGUUGCUAGUUAGGUCAGGGAGAGAGGCCAGCCUUACAUUCCUGUCAUUCGGGUGUCCACUCAAAAGUCACCUCCUCCAGGAGGCCUUCCUGAAUUGCCCAGGCUAGAGGAGUUCACUUUUGGUCACCCAGUCCUGAUGCUCCGUUUAUUUUUUUAUAGCACCUAUUAUACCUGAAAUUAUCUCA
This is a messenger RNA of Chlorocebus sabaeus (green monkey), 3477 nucleotides long. The record is from RefSeq and is a predicted model, not a curated record. NCBI's taxonomy places the organism in Eukaryota, Metazoa, Chordata, Mammalia, Primates, Cercopithecidae.